This is a messenger RNA of Centropristis striata (black sea bass), 983 nucleotides long. RefSeq names its product lysophosphatidic acid receptor 6. The coding region runs from base 1 to 975 and encodes 324 amino acids. The transcript has a single exon. Gene Ontology annotation, cellular component: membrane. Gene Ontology annotation, biological process: positive regulation of Rho protein signal transduction; phospholipase C-activating G protein-coupled receptor signaling pathway. Gene Ontology annotation, molecular function: lysophosphatidic acid receptor activity. Lineage: Eukaryota; Metazoa; Chordata; Actinopteri; Perciformes; Serranidae. The record is from RefSeq and is a predicted model, not a curated record.
AUGUCCAACAACACCUCCAAUGUCUGCUUCAACAGCACAGGAAACAUCAACAUCUUCCCUGUGUGCAUGUACUCUUUCAUCUUCUUCGUGGGUCUCCUUUUUAAUCUCAUAGCUCUGGUCUUUUUCUUCAGAAUUACCAAAUCCAGAUCACAAACCGUCGUCUACAUGACUAACCUGGCCAUAGCAGACAUACUGCUCAUCCUUACGUUGCCCGUGAGAAUCUACUACCACCUGGGAUUUUCUGGCCUUCCUGGGUUGCUGUGUGACAUCCUUGGUUUGGUCCUGAAGGCCAACAUGUAUGGGAGCAUCUUUCUCCUAACUUGCAUGUGCUUUGACCGUUGCAUGGCCGUCACAUUACCUAUGUCAAGUCGUGUCAAGGAAUGGAGAAAGAAAGCGCCACUGGUUUGUCUCGGAAUAUGGAUAUUCACUUUCGGUGCCAGCCUGCCCAUCUACUUUUCCAAGCGCAAGACAGAUGAGAACACGAACUGUUUUGAUGACCUGCCAGUCUAUUCCAUAAAUCCUGCCGUUGCCUUAUCCUCUCUGUUCGUGGGGUUUGGAAUCCCACUAGUAAUCAUGCUGAUUAGCUCCUGGGUUUUGGUACGCGCCGUCCGGCAGAGCUCUGUGGCCCAGACCAACCUGGUCGACAGCAAAAAGAUCCAGAGGAUGAUUGCUACCAGCCUCCUCAUUUUCCUACUCAGCUUCCUCCCUUACCAUGUCACCCUCGUUGUCCUCUCUUUGAACAGAGAAAAUAUAACAUGCCGCAUGCAUGUUGCAUACCGCUACAGCCUGAUUGUGGCAUGUCUUAACACAGUACUCGAUCCGGUUGCCUACUAUUUUACCACGGAGACCUUCAGGAAGAAUGUAGACAUAAGCGCCUUUCGGAGGAUGUUUCCUUUGAAUAGUCAAAGUUCUGAUCUGAACAACAAGGACAACAAAACAAAACAAGUGUCAACAAAACAAUUAGAACAUGGGUAAUCCAUCAC